This is a messenger RNA of Metarhizium acridum CQMa 102, 360 nucleotides long. The record is from RefSeq and is a predicted model, not a curated record. NCBI's taxonomy places the organism in Eukaryota, Fungi, Ascomycota, Sordariomycetes, Hypocreales, Clavicipitaceae.
AUGAAGACGAUUCCAAAAGAUGAAAUUGAAGUCCUGAACCAGGAGAUUGACGACGAAACCGGACAGUACCGCAUCCGUGCCAGGAACAGAGUACACUACCUCACCAUUCCAACAAGCGUCUUUGACGACAACUCCAUAUGUCGGCCGUACCUCCUCAUCCCACAACUCCCCGAGUUCCCAGACUACCAGUGGACCACCAUGCAAAUCAGUCGAGACGACGCAGGAUUGAAAACUACCUUGUCGUCGGAACCACUGCCAGAGAUCCAAGCCAUAUGGUAUCCAAAGCGCAUAGAUAUUCUGUCCUUGGUCAGACGAUUAAAAGACGCGCGGCGGUCAUCUCCGUGGUUGGGCACCUCAUGA